Thlaspi arvense is the source of this 480-nucleotide messenger RNA. The record is from the annotation of a GenBank genome assembly. Lineage: Eukaryota; Viridiplantae; Streptophyta; Magnoliopsida; Brassicales; Brassicaceae.
AUGGGUGGAUUAGAUGUAAGAAAAGUGCUAAAAGGAGGUGAAGCAUGGCGUCUACUUUCUUGCAACUGGUUACAUGGAGGAGUUGUUCAUUUACUAAUACUAGUGAACAUGUUGACUCCUUUAUUCAUUGUACGAAUUGGAUUGCUUUAUUUGAUAUCGGGCUUUGGAGGAAGUAUAUUAUCAGCUCUUUUCCUCGGCUCAAACAUCUCUGUUGGAGCAUCUGGUGCAGUGUUUGGUUUACUUGGAGGAAUGUUCUCUGAGAUCUUUAUCAACUGGACAAUCUAUUCUAACAAGGUUGUGACGACACUUUUAUUGAUUGUGGCGGUAAACUUGGGACUCGGUUGCUCCCUGGAGUUGAUAUCUUUGCUCAUAUUGGAGGUUUUGCUACUGGUUUUCUACUCGGAUGGAUCAACCAAAGAAACGCUCCUGGACCUAAACCGCACAAGUACAAGAUGUAUCAUGCCGUACUGUGGAACAUAG